AUGGCAGAUGCGCUGUCAAUCUCUACUGGCAUCACGGGGUUAUUACCCUUGGUCAGGGAGGCCUUUGUGCUGCUUCGAGAUACCUUCGCCUCUGAUCGGAAAUGGCGACUCUACCUCGGAAGACUAGAGCUCCAGACACUGGUCUUCCACACAUGGAAUGAUCACUGGAAGGGCUCAACUGCACCACUUGACCACAAGCUCAAAACCUUCACCGUCGCUAGUCCAUUGGCAGCCAGGGGGAUUUUCCAACAGUUAGUCGUCUUCUUGCGGACGUUUUCUGAUCCCGAAAGAUUGGAGAGAUAUGGGCUAGCAAUAGAGGGUCGCAGACGGGAGGACUUAUCGAGGGAGCUAUUUUCCGUUGCCCAUUAUCUCAAGAAGAUCGAUUCCAGGUUUUCGACCAAGGAUCUCACCAGCUUCGACCAGGAUCGUUUACGACACCUGGACUUCCUCCAGCAGAAGGCUCGAUAUGCCUUGAUCAGCGAGGGUAGUCCUUUGGAUGACCUGAUAGAACGGCUAGAUGAUCUCAACAGAAUGCUCCAACUGCUCACGGCCCCAAUUAUUACGGAAGACAUGGUCACACGCAAGGUUUUGGAAUCAGCAGUCAAAGACAUCUGGGCAGAUACAGACCUCACAAGACGGCUAGAAGAGGCUGCGACAUACGAAAUGAAACAUUCAAUCGAUCCAACUGCGAAGGCCAAGUACGACGACCUGUCCAAGUUCGCCAACUUCAGCCUGGCCGUCAAGUCGGCUACUCCUGACAUCCCCCGAAAGAAGAUCUUCAGCCGCUCCGAAUUCUCCUUCGACUCGCCCUACGAGAUCAGCCCCUAUGCCACACUUGCUCGCCUCUUCGAUUACCCGAUCAAGCUCCAAUCCCGUCUCGUUCUCGUCGAAUGGCGGCGAAUCAGACGAUCUGAACCCCUCAUGGAGAGCCUAGACAAGAGCAAAAUGACCUGGUUCGUCCUCCACGUCGAGAAACCCGACCGCAUGCUCCUCCCCCCAGCCAUUGGUUACAUCCUUGACGACGCCGACCCUCGCAAUGUGGGCUUUGUCUACCAACUACCAUCCCAUAUCCGCGGCAAUCUCCCCACCAAACCCGUCAUGCAUGGCGACUUGGUCCAACGUGUCGUGCGCUCUCCCAAGACCAUCGCCGCUCAACGCAUGCCAACUACCUUGCGCCAACUCAUCCUCAAGCGCGAGCCAUCCGGCAUCGACCUUAGCAUCCGCUUUCAGCUCGCCAAAGCCCUUCUCGACGCAGUCCAUCUCAUCCACGCAGCAGGCUGGCUACACCGUAACAUCCGCCCGGACAACAUCCUCUUCUUCCCCGCCGUCAACCGCAUGGGCGAGCCCGACCCAACCACACUCGACUACAAUCGCCCCAUGCUUGUCGGAUUCCACGACGCCCCCUUUGCAAUCGAAUUCAUCCCCGAUUCGUCUCAGGCUACAGCACCUUACACCCAACCAGAAGGCCUCAAGCCCAUCCUCAAAAAUUCUCCUGCCACCCGCAAACUCCAGCCCCGCGAUGUCGUCGUCGAAAGCUACAACCACCCCGAGCGCCGUCUCACUUCCUCAUUCCUUGUUAGCCCCUUUCCUUCUAGCCCAUCCAGCACAGCCGCCACGAUCGUAAGCACCAACAACAACGGCAGCCUCGUCAUCAAGCCCAGCCUAGACUCCCUCGCCUACCACAGACAGCAAUGCGCGUAUGAUCUGUACAGCGUGGGCUGUGUGUUGCUGGAGCUGGGGCUAUGGACGACGCUGGACCAUCUGGGUGGGAGGGAGAUUCCGACGCGGGUGUACCACGCGCUGGCGGCGGUAGAGAAUCGGGGCGGGGGAGAGCUGUCGGGGAAGGAGGUGGAGGAUUUGGUGUGGAAGGAUGUGGAUACUAUAAGGAAGGCGACGAAGGGAUUGGAGGUGGCUACCGGGUCGGUGUAUGCCGAGGUGGUGAAGAAGUGCUUAUUCAUGACGCCAUUUGCUGGCGAUAUUCUUGAGCUUGAAAAGCAGUUAGCUGGUGCACUGGCGCAGAUCCGUGCCUGA
Messenger RNA from Thermochaetoides thermophila DSM 1495, 2031 nucleotides. RefSeq lists its product as uncharacterized. Lineage: Eukaryota; Fungi; Ascomycota; Sordariomycetes; Sordariales; Chaetomiaceae. The coding region runs from base 1 to 2031 and encodes 676 amino acids. The transcript is spliced from 4 exons. The record is from RefSeq and is a predicted model, not a curated record.